Messenger RNA from Salvelinus fontinalis (brook trout), 6385 nucleotides. It is a transcript of the gene tubgcp6, whose product is annotated as tubulin, gamma complex associated protein 6. Lineage: Eukaryota; Metazoa; Chordata; Actinopteri; Salmoniformes; Salmonidae. Gene Ontology annotation, molecular function: microtubule minus-end binding; gamma-tubulin binding. The transcript has 24 exons. Gene Ontology annotation, cellular component: spindle pole; centrosome; gamma-tubulin complex. Gene Ontology annotation, biological process: microtubule nucleation; mitotic cell cycle; meiotic cell cycle. The coding region runs from base 314 to 5944 and encodes 1876 amino acids. The record is from RefSeq and is a predicted model, not a curated record.
GGUUGAGUAGGCGGGUCCAACGUGUAGUUGAGGAGGUGGAUGUACAUGAUAUAGACAAAAUAACGUCCAAUUUUGUUUUGAAACGUAUUAUGAUGAGCUACAGAAAGUAGAUAGCUAGUAUGUAUUAAAUGGAGGCAAGUAACAAGUAUACUGGGACAUCUAGCUAGCUAACUUGCUAAAAACGAAUGGUCCCUCGGUUACUGAACUAACUAACAGCACCAUCAUCAUGGAAGGAGUGGGCACAACCGAAAACCAAUGUAUGAGUUGAAGGUCAGAAGUACAAUCACAUCAACUGACAUAACAAGCUACAACCAUGUACUCCAGCCCAGACGUCUGCCUUAAAUCUGGCAGUCACAACAGUAGCAGUAACAGCAACAGCAUCACUGAACUCCUGGGCUCCCUGUGUGACAGCAGCCUCACUGGGGUGUCAUGGAAACGUCGUGCUCUAGGAGGGGUGUCCCGAGAGGGGGUCCGCCGCACCCUCAGAAAGCGUGCCUACGGGGCCCUGCUGUCCAAACUGUUCCAGGAGGGCUCUCCGAAAGGGUUCGUGUCAGUACCUAAUGCCACGUCCACCACCCCACCCAGAAACAAGCUACUUAUGAUAUCCUUUGACCUGCGAGUGGCGGGGUGCCAGGACGAGGCCGAGAGGCUGGAGGAGCAGCUGGGGAGGCUAAGUGAGGGGCCCGCCUCGGGUCUGAAGGAGCUGGACUCUGUGCUGGAGCUCUUGGUGCAGCUGACUGGCUCUGCGCCCCCACCCCCGGCCUCCUUCAGCAGGGACUACAUGCGCAGGGAGAGGCCCGUGCUGAGGAGGCCUCCGCUGGGGGGCUACCAGAGUGAGGAGCUGCAGAGGUUGGAGGCCCGAGCCUGGGCCCUGAUGUGUGGGGAGGAGUGGGGAUCCCUGAAGUGUCUGUGUGGGACUCUGGGUCUGAUGGAUGCUCCUCCGGGCACAGGCCUGCUGGCACUGAGGAGGAGGUCAGACGUAGAGGAGAGGUUUGAGAAGGAGACCAGGAUGUCUCUAUUUGGAGCCCUGCAGCACUCCCGUACCUCAGACCUGGACAUCAGGCUGAAUCUGCCUCCUGUGCCCAGCAAUGCUGAUGUCACUGGGCUAGCCAUACGGGUGCCACCUUGUUUGGACCAGUUAGAAGAUGAGGGCUUCCAGUCAGCCUCCAACCUAACCCCAGACUCCCAGUCAGAGCCCAGUCCCAGCCCAGAACUUGAUGUCUGGGACGCCCUGAGAACUUUUGAGCCUGGGAGACGCCGCUGCUGGGAGUCUGUUGGCUGCCCACCAGGGAAGAGGGAAUUCCCCUACCUGACGGAGGGGGGCAGGGAGGCUUUUGAUCAGCUCUACAGGCUGUGGGAGGGGGAGAUGAAGGUGGUCUGCUCUGCACCCCCCUCGCCACUCCUGCCCCUGCCUCUGGACUGUCAGACCCAGCUGGUCAGCGACCUACUUAAUGUAUUGAUCGGCGUGGCGUCUACUACCUUCCCCCUCAACCAGGUGUGUGUAAAUUUUGACGUUCGACCCGGAGUGUGUGUGUCGGGAGCGUCACCGGAGAGUGUGUCUCGUUUGCUUGGCGAGCUGGCUCAGUAUGGCACCCAUUACCUGAGGCUCAGCCGCUUCGUUCUGCAGAGUGCCCAAAAGAGAGGCCUGGUCUUCCAGGCGUUUACAGGUGGGCUGCGUAAGUACCUGCAUUACUACCGGGCCUGUGUCCUCAGCACCCCUCCCACCCUUAGCCUGCUCACAAUCAGCUUCCUGUUCCGCAAGGUGGGCCGACAGCUCAGGUAUUUGUCAGAGUUGUGCUGUGUGGAUGGGGCAUCUGGUGUGGGCCAGGCUACCUUCCCUGUGGGAGUGACGCUGCUCUCCUACCUGUACAACGAGGCCCAGAGCAACUGCAGCAAUGAGAACUACCCCGUGCUGCUGUCCCUGCUGAAGAGUAGCUGUGAGCCUUACACACGGUUUGUGUCAGACUGGGUGUACAGUGGAGUGUUCCGGGAUGUGUACGGAGAGUUCAUGAUCCAGGUCAACGAAGACUACCUCAGCUUCAGAGACAAGCACUUCUGGGUGCAGGGCUACACACUGAUCUCCCGUGAUGUGGAGGACUGCGUGCCUGUCUUCCUCCGACACAUAGCCAACGACGUGUACGUCUGCGGGAAGACCAUCAACCUGCUCAAGAUCUGCUGUCCCCAGCAUUACAUCUGCUGGUCGGAGCUGCCCGUGCCUCGCAUUGCUGUCACAUUCUCCCUGCAGGAGGUAGAGGAGAUAGAGAGGGACUGUGCCGUGUACCGAGGACGCAUGGAGAGGAUCGCCAAGCACAGCGCCACCAGCAGGGAGGAACAGGCCCUGCGCACAGAGCAGGCACGCCAGGAACUGAUCAAUCAGGUCAGGCAGUCGGCCGCCAAGACCCUGGAGAGCAUCCGCGGGCGCCAGGUGUCGCAGCGUCUGGCUGAAGAGGCAAAGAAGAGGGAACGCUUUGAAGAGCUGAGACAGCACUUGGAGCAGGAACAAGAGUGGCACAGUUUAGCCAGGAGGAAGGAGCAGGAGGAUGAAUUCAGCUUUGCCAGGGAGCUGAGAGACCGGGAGAAGCGACUACAGGCCCUGGAGGAGCAGCUGGAGAUCAGAGCCAGGAAGGAACUGAUUGCCCAGUACAGCCACCUAUCAGAGGAGGCGGCCAAGAGGGAGUGGCGGGCCAUGUGGAGGGUUCAGCGAAUGAGACUGGAUGAUUCCCGGGCCCAGUUCCUACAGCAAGACCAACAGGACACUGAGGCUAUUCUGGAGAAGUAUCCUGUCGGAGGGCAGAAACCCCCUCUGGAAAUACUACACCCAGCUCCAGCUCAGACCACUCAACCAUUAACACAGGAGUCCCUAUCUCCGGAGCCCUGUGAGCAGCAGUCUAAGGAGGCAACCCAGGCCCCCAUCCAUCACCAAUCCGCACCCCCCGCCACGAAACUCGACCUCACCCUCGUCUCAGAGCACAUCGACGCUAAUGACUUCCUGCCCAAGCCGGCCGACAGCCUACAGGUGGACCAGGCCCUACAGGAAAUUGGGUCGGACCUCCCGGAGGCUCUUGCGCCUCAUAAACCCGUAGACUAUGACUUUAGCGCCCCCUACAGUCCCCUUGAGGGAGUGACUGCCCCAGCCCUGGCUAGACCUCGGUGGGGUCCUGAGUCCACUCUAGGCAUGGGGUGUGUGGUCUCCGGGACUUUAGCUCUCCCGUCUCCGCUACCUGGAAGUACCUAUGGCCAUUCUUCAGACUCCACUAUGGGCGUAGGGUGUGUGGUGUCAGGAGCUGAGGUCCUCCCCAGGCCCAGUCCUCACGGCCAGGCCUCCCAGUCUAGCAUCCCCCUGGGUCAGUACUCCUCUGAUGUGCCCCUGGCUCUCCACACAGCCAAUGUCCACGGACACCCCUCCCAGACCACAGUGCAGCUGGCGGAUGGAAGUGAGGCAAAGCAGAUGGACAGCAGGCAGGAGAAUACGGAAGACCCAUCACCUCCAGGGGGCAUCGUAAAAGAGGCUGAAGGGACUGUAGAGGCAUCAUGCCUGGUGGAGAUGAAGCCAGCUGAGAUAGAGAAACUAGAUUGUGUUGGAGCAGAGGAACAGACGGCUGGUUCUCUCAGGGAGGCUUCUGCCUCCUCCACCCCAGAGCAGGGCCAUGACAGUGGGUAUCAUCCAGGACAGGCCUCCCCUUCCCUCUCUGGACCCUCCAGUGUGUCCGAGCUCCCUACUGCCAACAUUCAAGGCCAUGCCUCAGAUGCUCAUAUUAAAGUCGGAGAGCACGUUUCAGAUGUGGAAGCCCCUCUCCCUUCUCAAAACGUUCAUGGCCACUCAUCUGAUGCUAACAUAAAGGUAGGAGAGUUUGUUUCGGAAGUGACUGCUCCUCUUCCGACCCCUAAUGUUCACGGUCACGCAUCUGACGCUCAUAUUAAAGUUGGAGACCAUGUUUCAGAAGUGGUCGCCUCCCUUUUCACCCAGAACAUUCACGGUCAUGCCUCGGACUCUCACAUCAAGGUCGGGGAGCACAUGUCAGAAGAGGUCGCCUCCAUUCACACCCAAAACAUCUACGGUCACUCAUCCGACACUCACUUCAAGGCGGGUGAGUUUGUGUUGGACGCCGAGCCCUCCCGACCACGCUGGAGCAAGCAUGGUCACGCCUCAGACUGCACACUUCAAGUAGGCUGUGUGAUGUCAGGCACAGAACCAGUACUCUCCCCUUUACCUGGUAGCACCUAUGGCCAUUCCUCUGAGUCCACUCUAGGUAUAGGGUGUGUUGUCUCUGGGGUUGAACCCCUUCAUGCUCCUCUACCUGGAAGUGACUUUGGACACGCCUCAGACUCAACCCUGGGUGGAGGGUGUGUGGUGUCAGGAACAGUAACCCUUCCUUCUCCGAUACCCGGAAGUGACUACGGCCAUUCGUCAGAUUCAGCGAUGGGCGGAGGGUGCGUGAUAUCUGGGAUUGAACCCGUUCGCGCUCCUCUUCCCGGCAGCAACUUCGGACAGUCCUCAGACUCCACACUGGGCACAGGGUGUGUGGUGUCGGGUGUAAACCCUCUGCCCUCCCCCAUCCCUGGCAGUAUCUACGGCCACAGCUCAGACUCUGCCCUGGGAGGGGGCUGUAAGGUGAAAGACACUGGUAAUGAAUACGACGCCAGGACCCUGGAGCAGCAGGAGCAGCAGCGGCUGGCCGAGGGCAUCUCGUCCUGGGCAGCGGGCUUGGCUCUGUCCCCAGGCGAGAGCUCAGAGAGGGAGUACCUCCGCUCCCUGGCUGCUCAGUACCAGGUGGAGCAGUACGAGGACUGCUACGGUCUCAUGAUGUUGGCUCCAGAGUGUCACCCCCUGCAUCAGGUGACGCGGGGCCCCUGGGGCCUCCCGGUGGACCCGUCGCUCCGCAGGGCCACAGACACCACAGUGGUGCAGCUUAGUGGGAUGGUCUCUCUGCCCGUUCUCAUGAAGCACUCUGUCACCACCCCACUCAUCACACAUGUAUCCUUGGUGAACAAGGCGGUGGUGGACUACUACUUCGUAGAGCUUGGAGUGGAGAGGCAUUUUGAGGCCCUACGGCACUUCUUGCUCAUGGAGGACGGGGAGUUUGCCCAGUCUCUUAGUGACCUGAUCUUUGAAAAGAUGGGCAGUGGUCAGACUCCUGGAGAGCUGUUGACUCCUCUGGUCCUGAACUCCAUCCUGAGUAAGGCUCUUCAGUACAGUCUUCAUGGAGACAGUUCUCUGGCCCCUAACUUCACCUUCGCCCUGCGCUUCCUCCCGGAGACCUUCCAUCCUCACGCCCCCGACGCACUCAACUGCCUGGAGCUACGGUACAAGGUGGACUGGCCGUUGAACAUCAUAAUCACAGCCAGCUGUAUGAACAAGUACAACCGUCUGUUCUCCUUCCUGCUGCAGCUCAAACACAUGGUGUGGAGCCUCAGAGACGUCUGGUUUCACCUCAAGAGGACUGCGCUGGUGAAAGGGGCGGGCCGCUCAGUGCAGUUCCGCCAGCUGCAGCUGUACAGACACGAGAUGCAACACUUUGUGAAGGUGAUCCAGGGAUACAUCGCUAACCAGAUCCUGCAGGUGUCCUGGUUAGAGUUCACCACCAAGCUGGCCAGUGCCUCGGACCUGGACGCCAUACACCGCAUACACGCCGACUACCUUAACAGAGCUAUCUUCAGGGGUCUGCUGACAGAGAAGGCAGCUCCAGUCAUGAACAUCAUCCACAGUAUCUUCAGCCUGAUCCUGAAGUUCCGGGCCCAGCUGAUCGCACAGCCCUGGGACAGCCAGCAGGGGGAGGCAGUGCACCCCAGCUUCAUCGCCAUGCAGCAGUCAUACAACACUUUCAAAUACUACUCCCACUUCCUCUUCAAAGUGGUGACCAAGCUGGUGAACCGAGGAUAUCAGCCACACCUGGAGGACUUCCUGCUCCGCAUCAACUUCAACAGCUACUACAAAGACUCCUGAACGUACGUGUGUAGAACACUGUGUGUGCCUGUGUUGUAGAUCAUCAGAGUAGGCCUCGUAGGUGUCUAAACUAAUGAUACGUUGAAUAUUGUGUACAAAUCUCUCCCCCACACUCAUUGCAGUUUGUGGUAAUGUAUAUGUGUGGCAUGAAUAAUAUACCGUAUUAAAGGAAACUAUGUGCGUUGUAUUUACAUUUUUAAAAUGUACCUCGACGACCUGUUUGACAGCUUCAAUGUGCCUGACCAUACAGUAUUAUGCCUCCUGUCCACAAUGGUGUCUGCUAUCAAAGUCAGUGAUGAUAACCCCAUCCCCCUAACAACUCUAGCCAAAGCUCAGGUGCCUCUCCUCUGCCCACCCCAUUCCUAAGCCCUGUGUGUCAAUUAAAGAAAUGCUUAAUUUUGUGAUGUAAAAACAGUAAUAAAAUGUCACAUAUUUAUUAAA